This is a messenger RNA of Polistes dominula (European paper wasp), 1112 nucleotides long. It is a transcript of the gene ics, whose product is annotated as ras suppressor protein 1. Gene Ontology annotation, cellular component: cytoplasm. Gene Ontology annotation, molecular function: protein binding. NCBI's taxonomy places the organism in Eukaryota, Metazoa, Arthropoda, Insecta, Hymenoptera, Vespidae. The record is from RefSeq and is a predicted model, not a curated record.
UUGUGAAUAGUCACAGCUCCAGCAGCGACAAAGUCAUUAUAUAUGGUUUUAUUUAAAACUUUCUGACGUGUGUGCGGAAACGAUUGCGCGCGCAAUGAAUCAAGCACCAGUAUCGUGUAUUCCUGCGGGCAAGAUGUCAAAAGCAAAGAAAGUGCUCGAUGAAGCACGAGAAAUUCAAAAUCCUGAACUGGAUCUCGUCGACAAGGGCAUUGCAUCGUUCGAGGAGAUGCCAGGAUUGCUUAAUAUGAUCAAUAUUACCAGAUUAUCAUUGAGCCAUAAUAAAAUACAAGAGGUACCACCAGGCUUGGCUAAUUUAGUCAAUUUGGAGAUAUUGAAUCUUUUUAAUAAUCAUAUCACCGAAUUACCUAUUUCUUUAUCUCAGAUGCCAAAAUUAAGAAUCCUUAACGUGGGAAUGAACAGAUUAGAUGUAUUACCUCGUGGAUUUGGUGCUUUUCCAGUCUUAGAAGUUUUAGAUCUGACAUAUAACAAUUUAAGUGAAAAAAAUUUACCUGGAAAUUUUUUUAUGAUGGAAACUUUGAGAGCUCUCUACUUGGCUGAUAAUGAUUUUGAAUAUUUACCACCUGAAAUUGGACAAUUAAAGAAUCUUCAAAUUCUUGUUUUAAGAGAAAACGAUCUAGUUGAAUUACCAAAGGAAAUUGGAGAAUUGAGUCGUUUAAGAGAACUGUAUAUACAAGGAAAUCGUUUAACAGUUUUACCUCCAGAAUUAGGAAAUUUGGAUUUAGUGAGCAACAAAGCUGUAUUUAGAAUGGAAUUUAAUCCUUGGGUAACACCAAUUGCAGAUCAAUUACAAGUCGGUAUUUCUCAUGUAAUAGAUUAUAUUCGUUCUGAAACAUAUAAAUACGUUUACAGUCGACAUCAAAACGCUAAAGGACCGCCACCACCAAUCGAAAAUGAUAAAAGCAAAAAAAUUUCACGUGCUCGUUGAUAUCAAGAAAUAUUUGAUUAUGCUUUAAUGAUCUAACGCUUCAGAUUAUCAUUUCUUAAUCUCUUCACUGCCAUUAAUCUCGUGUGUACGACGACUUGUAACUAAAAUCAGGGAUACUAGUGCCUUACAUAUUUUUUUUUUUUUAUAUAUAUAUUUUUUAACGCUA